GCUUCCGAAGUUUUCCGCUUCCUUCGCGUUUCCGUUUAACGCUUCGCAGACCCCGGGUUUAAAGGCUGUCUCUGCAGCUGCUGAAUCCCGACGUGAGGAGGUUGGGUGGGUUCCAAGCUUCAGCGCAGGCGCCGAGAGGCCCCAACUGGCGAAACAAAGGGUGACGCCGGGAGCCUUCGAGAUGGCGGCCGAGCCGGGGAGUACGGGCCAGUGGAACCCAGCGCCCCCGGAGAAAGAAGCAGCUUCGCCGGUGAAACUGGAGGAGCCUGCCGCUAGCCUGGAGUCCCCAGAGGCCGCGGCCGCGCUCCGUGGCCGUGCGGCCCCCGAGGCCUCUCCCCCUGGCCCUGCAGCAACCGCUGCCUCGCCCCCGUCCCCAGUCCAGUUCCCCGCCGCCCUCGAGGCCUCGCCCCCGGCGCCCGGCCCGGGGCCCCGGCCCGGCCCGGAGACGUUCCGCCAGCGCUUCCGGCAGUUCCGCUACCACGAGGCGGCGGGGCCGCGCGAGGCGUUCCGUCAGCUCCGCGAACUCUCCCGCCAGUGGCUGCGGCCCGAGGUCCGAACCAAGGAGCAGAUCGUGGAGAUGCUGGUGCAGGAGCAGCUCAUGGCCAUCCUGCCCGAGGAGAUCCGGGCCCGCCGGCGAGGCCGCCGUGGAGAUGUCCGCAUCACGGGCUGACCGCGGGAGUCCGAGGCCCCGCCGGCUGGCAAGCCAGGAGCGGCCGCCGCGACGCCGGGCCGCAUUGGGUCUCCCCGUACCGAGCUUGCCACCGAG
Molecule: messenger RNA, 766 nt
Organism: Phascolarctos cinereus (koala)
Lineage: Eukaryota; Metazoa; Chordata; Mammalia; Diprotodontia; Phascolarctidae
Gene: SCAND1
Product: SCAN domain containing 1
Source: RefSeq, a predicted model, not a curated record